UAAAUUGGUUGAAUAGCGGCUAGAUCCUGUGAUUAGUACACUAAUCCUCUGGAAAGAACUCGUUGAAAUGACGAAAAUGGUUCAACAGUCAUUGUUUGAGUGUGUUUGGAGCUUGUCUCGACAUCAGGGUUUCUCGCCCUGGGCGAUCAACAUACGUAUCAAAGGCUGGAAUGGAAAUAAAGCAGUCUUGAGACGCUGCUUCACCGUACAAUUUUUUCAUACGGUGAAUUCCACUGGUUUCUAGAAUUUCAUUUGCAGUGUUCGAGUAAACGACAACUUGUUGCUGUUCCCAAGCAACCAGAAGAGGAAGACAGAAGAGAAUGCUGCGAUAACGAAUCCCAGGGACACAGAAAGAUGCCGCAAGGGAACAUCCAGUAUCAAGGGACGCAGAGAAGAGCCUGCGGUCCAGGAGCGCACUGGAACGUUCAGGUGGUGAGAGACAAGGUGACAACACGGUGCUUGUGGUACGCCUGCGAAGCUCUCGGAAUUGGUCUGCUACUAAUGCUUUUAGGCGCUUGCAUGGCGACCAUAGGGUACUUCGCAGACCAACUUUCCGUGGCUCAGGAAGUUAGAGGUAAUAUAACAGUAAGAGUGAAGAACGAGUCGCGUGGAUUUCACCUGAACAACCUCAGUUAUGCUGGACCAAUAGUCAUGGGCGUAGGAGGUUUCAUCGUAGUGGCAGCCUGCGUGAUGACCUUCGAGGCCCGCGACAACGCUGCCAAGGUGGUGCCAGCGCGUUUCCGCUUUAACCAACCGUCGACAAUAAAGAGCAUCAGAAACCAGCGCAAUAGAAGAUCCAUAUCCAGCCAGACAACCAAAUGGGACCACCAGCUGGGUGUCUUCAGGAUGAACAGAAGCCCAAGUCCGAGUUUGCACGAGGUUCUACGGAAACAAUUGACCGCGGAAUUCAUGCAGUUCUCCAAAGAAAUGAAGGAGAAGCAAGCUGGACAUUCCAUCAAGAAGAGUCCCAGCGCGCCAACCUUGGUGGACAAGAGAUCACCUCGUAAGAGGUCUCCUAAAUAUGCUGGGUGCGCACUGUUGAACCCUGAAUUACUGCAGAGACAUGCUCUGUCUGUUGACAAUCCUAGCUACAAUGUUCACCAGGUCAGUAGAGAAAGUCUGGACCAUCAAAGGAUGGGAGGCAGCCAAGUUUCCAUGGCGAUGGACCUGCACAUCCCCAACAAAGUCCCAGUCACGCUAAAAGUGAAGGACAGGUCAGAUACAGCCAGGCGCCACCAACUGCUUCGUCAAACCAAAGUUGAAUACGUAGAAGAAGUAGACGAAGCAGCACGAUCGCCAACCAGUCACACUUACUCGCCUAAUUCGCUAGGAAAGAGAAAUUCCAUGGACGUGAAGCUGUUCGAGGAGCUAACAGCAACCAAGGAUUUCACGAAAAUAUCACCCAGGGACUUUCGCAAGAUCUCCUCGCCAAGCUUUCAUAAAAUUUCAUUGGAUAAGGUUGGGAACGAAAGGAGGAUCGAGAGGUCCAUGGGCAAUCGUAAGGCCAGCCUCGAGUUCAGAAGAAGUCCUGACUUCCGUAAAGGAGAUUAUAGGAAACUGUCCAUGGAGAGAUUCAGCAUGGACUGCACCAAAUACUUCUCGGACGAGGUAGGAAUCAGGUCGAGGGCAAGCAGUGGCGAGAACCUGCGUAGGCAACGUCAACCUAAACUCUACCAGUGCAACUCUGACGACUGUAAACGAAGAUCGUUUGAAAGACACCACAAAGAUGGCCAGUCGAGCAGAUGUUCUCUAAACACGCAAGCAGUUAUCGAGAGUGCAGGUGAUUCGGACUUCAAGUACUUUGUCGAGACGUCGUUGGAUACCGAAGAGAGUCGUGCAGACUAUUCCGAUGAGAGUCGCACGGUCGAUAUAGACGAGCCAGCCGUGGCUUUGUCGUGUGGAGGAUCGAACGAAGUUGAUGCCUUGCUCGAGGAACCUGAACUGGAGAAUCUUCCAGAGAAUGGGACGGAGAGUGCAAGGGUACACGGAAGUGCUAGGGAAGAAAUGAAGCCAGAGAUAGCGGAUGAUACCAAGAAAAAUCGUGAGAGUACAGAUAAUUUUAUUACAAAGAGUUUUGAAGACUUUAGGAGGAGCGAAGAGAAGACUUUGUAUAUAGCGGAUGAUGAAGUUUGAAGAGUAACCAUUAAUGUCAAUGGGCUAAAU
Messenger RNA from Hylaeus anthracinus, 2163 nucleotides. RefSeq lists its product as uncharacterized. The record is from RefSeq and is a predicted model, not a curated record. The coding region runs from base 355 to 2133 and encodes 592 amino acids. Lineage: Eukaryota; Metazoa; Arthropoda; Insecta; Hymenoptera; Colletidae. The transcript is spliced from 5 exons.